UAAAAAAAGGCAGCCAGAAGACCUUAUAAAUGCAGAGAAUGAGAUGCAUCUUUCUUUUCUGUGGAGUGGGGCCCUUUAUGGAUUAUAAUUUGGCCAAUCAAAUCCUGCCCGGUAACAGACAACUGAUGAUCAAAAGGAACCUUUAAAUUUUACACAAACAAUCAUUAGGAAACAUGGUGGGACUGAAACCCUCAGAUGUUCCCCCUCCUCUGGGGGUGAAGAUGGCGAGUGCCGGGGCAGCAGCCUGCAUAGCUGAUAUUGUCACAUUUCCUCUGGACACAGCCAAAGUCAGACUACAGAUUCAAGGAGAGAAGAAGGCAGUGGAAGGAAUCCGCUACAAAGGGGUGUUUGGGACAAUCAGCACCAUGAUCCGGACAGAGGGGCCCAAGUCUCUAUACAACGGGCUGGUAGCUGGGCUGCAGAGACAAGUGUGCUUUGCCUCUGUCAGAAUUGGCCUCUACGACAACGUCAAAGAUUUCUACACUGGUGGCAAAGACAACCCUGGUGUACUGGUACGUAUCCUCGCUGGCUGCACUACAGGCGCCAUGGCAGUGUCCUUUGCACAACCCACUGAUGUGGUCAAGGUUCGAUUCCAAGCCCAGAUGAACCUGAAUGGUGUGGCCCGUCGCUACAGUGGCACGAUGCAGGCCUAUAAACACAUAUUUCAGAAUGAGGGCCUUCGUGGACUCUGGAAAGGCACACUGCCCAACAUCACAAGAAACGCGCUAGUCAACUGUACAGAGCUGGUUACAUACGACUUGAUCAAGGAGGCAAUCCUUAGACACAAACUGAUGUCAGACAAUUUGCCUUGCCACUUUGUCUCUGCGUUUGGGGCCGGUUUUGUUACUACAGUGAUUGCUUCCCCAGUAGAUGUGGUGAAAACCAGAUACAUGAACUCACCACCAGGCCAGUACAAGAGCGCUAUCAACUGCUCGUGGACCAUGUUGACUAAAGAGGGGCCUACGGCUUUCUACAAAGGAUUCGUGCCCUCGUUUCUGAGGUUGGGAUCGUGGAAUGUUGUGAUGUUUGUCUCAUUCGAACAAAUCAAGAGAGCCAUGAUGGUCACAAAGAAGAGGAUUGAGGACAGAAAUUGAGAUUCCUGUUUCCAGGUUUGACUGGAAAAACCUGAAGCACCGCUGGGUUGGCGCAUCGCAGAAGAAACCUAAUGAAUAUCAAUUCACAUUUUAGUUUUAUUCUUUUUGUUGUUUGUUGUUGACAAAGAAGAAAAUCCUUUGUUGAAAAAGGAUUAUUGGACAAUCUACCUUGAAUUUUGACUUGAUGUUGAACAGAUGUGUGAAAGCAAUGCAGCUGUAUCUUUAUAUUUAUAAUUUUGAACCCAUUAAAAUUUUUAUGGGAGUGAAUGGUGCGAACACUAGGCAGUGAAAACCGCCGUUGGGAAGGUUCAGACCAGUAAAUCGAAAUCUGCCAAUUAUACAUUUCAGGCAGCUUAAACCAGUACACGUUUUAUGAGAAAUAACACUGAUACCCAUAAUCAUAUGUCAAACAUGUUUAUGUAAACUAAAUAUAUUUGACUUGUUUUACAGACACUGUGCUUGCUUAACUAACUUGUGGUAUUACUUGUACCACACGAAUGACAUUUCAAAACAUUAACAUGUAUUUAUUAACUUUGAGUAAGAUGUGUUAAUCAUUACAUACCUUCCACACCAUAAAAAUAAAAAGGUAAGUCUUUGCAGUAUCUCAGACAUACAAAUUUAUGAAAAAGGAGGCAAGCAACAUUUUUGAGUUCCACAUCACCUAUAUUACAGAAUACAGAUGACAUCAAGGGCAAUACAUUAAAACUUAAAUUAAGUUUCAGCCAUGGUCUCCGGACAUAAAAAUCAAAUUCCUGAGCAGGACAACUGUGAGAACACGCAAGUCUUGUUAAAUAAAUACAAACAAGACCUCUACAAACAUGGUAGUUAAUCACCAUUUUUCAAUGACCGCAACAACUUGGCUGCUCGCUCACUGAAAGUACUUUAACCCUUAAAAAAGAAAGACCUGUUUUCACUCUGUAGCAGCUCUCAUUUCCUCUUUAAAAAAGGUAAUUUAACCUUGGAAUGCUCAGCUUUUGAGGUAUAGGGUGUUAGAGUUGUGCUGUAUUUUGAAACCCUUAACUAUCACUGUGACGAGAUGAACAGAGCAUGACUAAUAAAUCACAAAAUCAAA
This is a messenger RNA of Micropterus dolomieu (smallmouth bass), 2166 nucleotides long. It is a transcript of the gene ucp1, whose product is annotated as uncoupling protein 1. NCBI's taxonomy places the organism in Eukaryota, Metazoa, Chordata, Actinopteri, Centrarchiformes, Centrarchidae. The transcript is spliced from 7 exons. Bases 174 to 1094 code for a protein of 306 amino acids. Gene Ontology annotation, cellular component: mitochondrial membrane. Gene Ontology annotation, molecular function: oxidative phosphorylation uncoupler activity. The record is from RefSeq and is a predicted model, not a curated record. Gene Ontology annotation, biological process: response to cold; adaptive thermogenesis; mitochondrial transmembrane transport.